AUGGACCUCUCACAGGAUCUCAAUCGCAGCGUCGGCGCAGAAGUUCACGGUGUCCCAGACGGGACGCGCUGUGCGAAUUGUGGCACAACACGCACACCCCUCUGGCGACGCGCUCCGGAUAGCAGUACCAUCUGUAAUGCGUGUGGUCUCUACCAAAAAGCACGCAACACUGCACGCAGUACCCCUGCUCUAUCAACACAAACACCCACAAGUCUCGCUGCAUCGCCUGAUCCUCAACCACAGCCACAACAGCCGCAACAACAGCCAGCGACGCCAGAAGUCAAUAUGGAUACAUCGACCGUUGUGAGUUGUGCGAAUUGCACAACCACAACGACACCCCUCUGGCGACGCGAUGAAAGUGGCAAUACCAUCUGUAAUGCAUGUGGCCUGUAUCACAAACUUCAUGGUGUCCACAGACCAGGUCAUAUGAAGAAGAAUGUAAUUAAACGACGGAAACGG
Protomyces lactucae-debilis is the source of this 459-nucleotide messenger RNA. RefSeq lists its product as uncharacterized. The annotation marks the transcript as partial. Lineage: Eukaryota; Fungi; Ascomycota; Taphrinomycetes; Taphrinales; Protomycetaceae. The transcript is spliced from 2 exons. Gene Ontology annotation, biological process: negative regulation of transcription by RNA polymerase II; positive regulation of transcription by RNA polymerase II. The record is from RefSeq and is a predicted model, not a curated record. Gene Ontology annotation, molecular function: zinc ion binding; DNA-binding transcription factor activity, RNA polymerase II-specific; RNA polymerase II cis-regulatory region sequence-specific DNA binding.